UCUGGGAUGAAGAAGAUUCGGCAGCAGCAUCUGCGGGAGCCGGUGACGCCAGAGCUCCUGGUGAGCCCCAGCAGCCAGGACGGGGACCUGGGCUCCGAGUGUCCGGAAGACAGAGGGAACUGGACGGGGCGGCUGGAUUUCCUCCUCUCCUGCAUCGGAUACUGCGUGGGACUCGGGAAUGUCUGGAGGUUCCCCUACAGGGCUUACACCAAUGGAGGAGGAGCUUUCCUGGUUCCUUACUUCAUCAUGCUGGCCAUCUGCGGGAUCCCCAUCUUCUUCAUGGAGCUCUCGCUUGGCCAGUUCUCCAGCCUGGGGCCACUCGCCGUCUGGAAGAUAAGCCCUCUCUUUAAAGGCGUUGGCAUGGGCACGAUCCUCAUCGUCUCCCUGGUGGCCAUUUACUACAAUAUGAUCAUUGCUUACGUUCUCUUCUACCUCUUUGCAUCCCUCACAAGCGACUUGCCCUGGCAGCACUGCGGCAACUGGUGGAACACCGACCUGUGCCUGGACCACCAUGUCAUCAAGGUGGGGAACACCACCUUCCCCGUCAACAUCACCAACACCGUCAGCCCCAGUGAGGAGUACUGGAGCCGGUACGUCCUGCACAUCCAAGGGAGCUCUGGGAUCGGGGAUCCCGGGAGGAUACGCUGGAACUUGUGUCUGUGUCUGCUCCUUUCUUGGACUAUCGUCUAUCUGUGCAUCCUAAAGGGAGUCAAAUCCUCUGGCAAGGUCGUGUACUUCACCGCCACCUUCCCGUACCUCAUCCUGGUGAUGCUGCUCAUUCGUGGUGUGACCCUGGAGGGGGCCUGGAAGGGGAUCCGGUUUUACCUCACGCCCCAGUUUGAUCACUUGCUGUCUUCCAAGGUGUGGAUCGAGGCAGCCUUGCAGAUUUUCUACUCCCUUGGGGUAGGCUUUGGGGGCCUCCUCACCUUCGCCUCGUACAACACCUUCCAUCAGAAUAUCUACAGAGACACGUUCAUAGUGACCCUGGGCAAUGCCAUCACCAGCAUCCUGGCAGGGUUUGCCAUCUUCUCUGUUUUGGGAUACAUGUCCCAGGAGCUUGGGGUCCCUGUUAACCAGGUGGCAAAAGCAGGUCCUGGCCUGGCUUUUGUGGUGUACCCCCAGGCCAUGACAAUGCUCCCCCUUUCUCCAUUCUGGUCUUUCCUGUUCUUCUUCAUGCUGUUAACCUUGGGCCUGGACAGCCAGUUUGCCUUUAUGGAGACCAUCGUUACGGCAGUGACAGAUGAAUUUCCCUACUACCUGCGGCCAAAGAAAGCUUCGUUCUCAGCUGUCAUCUGCAUUGUUCUCUUCCUGAUGGGUCUCAUCCUCACAACAGAGGGUGGGAUGUACUGGCUGGUCCUACUGGAUGACUACAGCGCUGGCUUUGGUGUCAUGGUGGUGGUGAUCACUACCUGCCUCGUGGUGACACGUGUCUAUGGCAUGAAGAGGUUCUGCCGAGAUAUCCACAUGAUGCUGGGCUUCAAACCAGGGCCCUACUUCAGAGCCUGCUGGAUGGUCCUGUCCCCAGCAACAAUGAUGGCUCUGCUGGCCUACAACAUCAUCAAGUACCAGCCCUCCGAGUACGGCAGCUACCGCUUUCCCGCCUGGGCUGAGGUCUUGGGCAUCCUCAUGGGAGUCCUCUCCUGCCUGAUGAUUCCCGUGGGCAUGGUGAUAGCUGUGCUCCAAGAAGAAGGGACGCUGUGGGAGCGAGUCCAGCAAGCCAGCCAGCCCGCCAUGGACUGGGGCCCAUCGCUGGAGGAGAACCGGACCGGCAUGUACGUGGCGAGCCUGGCUGGCAGCCAGUCCCCCAAGCCGCUGAUGGUCCACAUGCGGAAAUACGGGGGCAUCACCAGCUACGAGAACACGGCCAUCGAGGUGGACCGAGAGAUGGAGGAGGAGGAGGAGUCCAUGAUGUGA
This is a messenger RNA of Aptenodytes forsteri (emperor penguin), 1914 nucleotides long. It is a transcript of the gene SLC6A7, whose product is annotated as solute carrier family 6 member 7. Gene Ontology annotation, biological process: sodium ion transmembrane transport. NCBI's taxonomy places the organism in Eukaryota, Metazoa, Chordata, Aves, Sphenisciformes, Spheniscidae. Gene Ontology annotation, cellular component: membrane. The record is from RefSeq and is a predicted model, not a curated record. The coding region runs from base 7 to 1914 and encodes 635 amino acids. The transcript has 14 exons. Gene Ontology annotation, molecular function: L-proline transmembrane transporter activity.